Molecule: messenger RNA, 2258 nt
Organism: Jatropha curcas
Lineage: Eukaryota; Viridiplantae; Streptophyta; Magnoliopsida; Malpighiales; Euphorbiaceae
Product: protein CORTICAL MICROTUBULE DISORDERING 1
Source: RefSeq, a predicted model, not a curated record
UUAUACCAGUAAAACAUCUUUCUCUUCACUUGUAAUUUUUAUCAUCUCUGUACUUUUCCUUCACACAAGAGCCCUUCAAUCUUUCUCUUGUGCAUUCUUUCUUGAAGUUUUGUAUUAAGUGUUUCUUUUCUGAGGUAUUCCUUCCUUUCAACAUCUCUCAAUCUUUGUAUCAACUUUAUGCAUUUGUCUAUACUUUAUUAUAGAUUAGCUCUUACAUAUAACUAUCUGAAUCAUGUUUUAGCAGUAGCACCAUCAAGAUUUAGCUUGUAGGAUUUGGACAAACAAAGGAAUUUGGAAAGGAGUUCAUAUUUUGAAAUAAAGAGAAAAAUUCAUGGCAUCUCUUACACCAGGAGUACUACUAAAGCUUCUUCAAAGUAUGAAUUCAAAUGUGAAAGUACGGGGAGAGUAUCGGUCAGUUCUGCUACAAGUCAUUAGUAUUGUGCCUGCCUUGACUGGCUCAGAACUCUGGCCUAACCAUGGUUUCUUUGUUAAAGUAUCUGAUUCCUCGCAUUCGACUUAUGUAUCAUUGUCAAAGGAAGACAAUGAGCUAAUUUUGAAUAACAAGUUACAACUUGGUCAAUUUUUCUAUGUUGAUAGAAUGGAAGCAGGAACUCCAGUUCCAAUCCUAGUUGGUGUUAGACCAAUUCCAGGAAGGAACCCUUUUGUGGGAAAUCCUAAAGAUUUGAUGCAAAUGUUGGUUCCAUCUGAGGGUCCAGUACCAGUUGAUAGUGAAGGAGUUAAUUCUUCAAAAUUGAAGGAGUUAUUGGAAGGGAAAGAAGAGAAUUCAAGACAGAAAAUUGUAAUAAAGGAAGAAAAAGCUGCUGUUGCUUCUAGGUAUAUGCAGGGUGUUGUGACUGCAAGUCCAAAAGCAGGCGGACUGAAUUUGAAUGGAGAUGGGAAGAACAUUGAGACAGAGAAUAAUGGAGCAGGUAAUAAGAAAUCAGGAUUAGUUAAAGGCAAGCAGCAAGAAAAUAAAGGUCAGGAAUUAGCAUUGCAGACAUGUCCAACUAGUCCUACUUUCAGAAAUCGACCAGAGUCAGUUUCAUCAAAGCCAGAGGUUGCUAUAUCCAAUGCGAAAAAGACUCCAGAGCUUUCCAGGAGCAUGUCUGCAAAAUCCUCAUUGAAUAAACUGGAAAGCACAAACUUAAUCUCUUUGUCAAAUAGUUCAGAUAAAAACUUUGCUUCCGAGUCAACAUCAUGGACUUCUCUGCCUGCAGGCCUCUCAAAGCUUGGAAAGGGAAUGCUUAGAAGGAGAUAUCUUGCUUCUCUGGUUGCAGCAGAAGCUCAGAAAGAAGCAUCAACUGCUGCAUCUUUAAUCAAGUGCCUCAAUAUGUUCGCUGAUCUUCGCUCUUCAGCCUCACCAGAGAACCCCCAUCUCUCUCUGACCAAGUUCUUCACACUGCAGCAGCUCAUCGACCAACUGAACACAACCACCCCAUUAAAAGAUAAGUCAGAUAAAUCAGUUCAAAUAUUCACCCACUUUUCAUUUCAAGAAACUCAAAAAACUAGCAAAAAGAUAGGUCUAAGUCAUGCUAAAAGUAUAUUGAAGACUCGGAAGUCAUCAAUGGAGGUAAACACGACUGAAAGGCUGGAGUGGGCUAAAGGUGACUGUGCGAAAGACAUCAAAGAACUAAGAGAGUCUCUCCUAAAUGAUACAAGAACUUGGUUUUUGAAAUUCUUGGAAGGAGCCUUGGACACUGGGUUCCGUGUUGCUACACAGGAUAAGAAGGGUAAAGAGAGUGCAGGGCGGCGAAUGGAGCCAGAGAACAACCACAUUGCUGUCACAUUGUCGCAGCUCAAGCAUGCAAAUGUAUGGUUAGAUAAAUUAAGAAACAACUUGAGCUCUGAAACCAAUGAUGGAUUAUUGGAGAUUGUUGAUCGGCUGAAGCAAAAGGUUUAUUCUUGUUUGCUAGCGCAUGUAGGUUCAGCUGCAUCAGCACUAGAAAAUCGAACUGAUAGAGGUUGAUGCGUAUAAAAGGGGGUUGAAGGUCAACUUUUAUUUAUCUCCAUUGUCCAAAGAUAAAUUAUUUAGUGAUCUUGAUUACAAUCAAGGAUAAAUAGAGCCAUACAAUGCCAUCGCAAGUUUGGUCAAUCAUAUUUAUGAAUGAAAAGUAUGUAUGAAUUUAUAUGUUCAUGUAAUAAGGCCAUUUACAGGCUAACAGAGUGAAAUUUGUGAAGCUUCCCGAAUAGAUCCUCUCUCUCUGUCUCUCUCAUGUACAGAUAAUCUAACAGCAAUCAUAUUGAUAUGGUAGCAAAAA